Molecule: messenger RNA, 4791 nt
Organism: Oryzias latipes (Japanese medaka)
Lineage: Eukaryota; Metazoa; Chordata; Actinopteri; Beloniformes; Adrianichthyidae
Gene: rarga
Product: retinoic acid receptor gamma a
Biological process (GO): retinoic acid receptor signaling pathway; regulation of transcription by RNA polymerase II; cellular response to corticotropin-releasing hormone stimulus
Cellular component (GO): transcription regulator complex; nucleus
Molecular function (GO): nuclear glucocorticoid receptor binding; nuclear receptor activity; RNA polymerase II cis-regulatory region sequence-specific DNA binding
Source: RefSeq, a predicted model, not a curated record
AGCCAGAGGCUCACUGCCUCUCUGUCUGCGCCGUCAAAGGGACUCUUGAACGUCUUUUCCGACCUUUCAUUGGCUUGAGCUGCUCAGCAGAUUUCUGUGUCAAGGUCCUCAUCUGUCCAUCGGCACCUUCAAAAACCACCUGGAUAACCCUCUAAAGAGGCCUUCCAACCUUUUGGAAUCCAAAAGAUUCACCCUUGAGGACGCAAAUUUGAACUUUGAGGAUUUCCAGGCGUCACUGGACACUAAGUGCCUGCCACGGACCCCUGGGUUCUCCGUUGCUAUGGCUACCAAUAGGGAACAGCAGGUGGGUCACAUGACCAGCUUCCCACCUGCUGUCUACCCCUUUCCCUUCAACUCCAUGAGAAGCCACUCCCCCUUUGACCUGCUGGCCAACAGCAGCCUGUUUGGGAGAUUUGGGGCUGACCUGCCCAAAGAGAUGGCAGCUCUCUCGGUGGAGACCCAGAGUACCAGCUCAGAGGAGAUGGUACCCAGCUCUCCGUCUCCACCUCCUCCACCUCGUGUCUACAAACCCUGCUUUGUGUGUCAGGACAAGUCCUCGGGGUACCACUAUGGGGUUAGCUCCUGUGAGGGCUGCAAGGGUUUCUUCCGUCGCAGUAUCCAGAAAAACAUGGUGUACACUUGCCAUAGAGACAAGAACUGUCAGAUUAACAAAGUCACACGCAACCGCUGUCAGUACUGCAGGCUGCAGAAGUGCUUCGAGGUCGGCAUGUCCAAGGAAGCAGUACGUAACGAUAGAAACAAAAAGAAGAAGGAUGUCAAGGAGGAGAUGGUGCUUCCCGAGAGCUAUGAGCUUAGUGGAGAGCUCGAGGAGUUGGUCAACAAAGUCAGCAAAGCUCACCAGGAAACCUUCCCAUCACUUUGCCAACUUGGAAAAUACACAACUAACUCCAGCUCAGACCACCGUGUUCAGCUGGAUCUGGGACUUUGGGACAAGUUCAGCGAGCUCUCCACCAAAUGCAUCAUUAAGAUUGUGGAAUUUGCCAAGCGGCUCCCAGGUUUCACCACCCUCACCAUCGCUGACCAAAUCACCUUACUCAAGUCAGCCUGCCUGGACAUUCUGAUGUUAAGAAUUUGCACACGCUACACCCCAGAACAGGAUACCAUGACCUUUUCUGAUGGCCUGACCCUGAACAGAACUCAGAUGCACAAUGCAGGCUUUGGACCGCUUACAGACCUGGUGUUUGCCUUUGCCGGCCAGCUUCUCCCCUUGGAGAUGGAUGAUACAGAAACGGGUCUCCUCAGUGCCAUCUGUCUAAUCUGUGGAGAUCGCAUGGACCUGGAAGAGCCAGAGAAAGUGGAUAAGCUUCAAGAGCCUCUACUUGAAGCUCUUAAGAUCUAUGCCCGGCGGCGCCGCCCCAACAAACCCCACAUGUUUCCCCGGAUGCUGAUGAAGAUCACAGACCUCAGAGGCAUCAGUACUAAAGGUGCAGAGAGAGCAAUCACUCUGAAGAUGGAGAUCCCAGGGCCAAUGCCUCCUUUGAUAAGAGAGAUGCUUGAGAACCCAGAGGCCUUCGAAGACCAAACAGAGUACAACGAGAGCCAGACGCCCCCUCCACCACCUGAACCCCCAGCAGCACCAACACUGGUUGUCAAGCAGGAGGUCGAGGACGAAGAUGACAACUGGGGCACAGAGAAUUUCAGCGAACCAUCUCCAGAAGAGGAGGAUGAAGACGAUGAAGACGACGUGGGAGAUGAAGACAGGGACAGGGGCUCGGACAGUGACGGGGAGCCCUGGGGAGUUUUGGAUAACUUGGAUGGGUCGAGGAAAGGCUUUGUUGGCAGAGCGCAGUGAACAGAGCAUUUCAUGCACAUACUUAUGAACAGGUUCAACACACAUACAGACAUGCAGUCAUACAUCAACCCCCCCUCCCCCUACACACACCUUUAAAACAAAAAUACUGGCCUUCACUUCCUCUCUCUGUUCUCCUUACUGCACAUCACCGUGUUCUCUUCUGCAGAGAGCAGCACAGCCUUAAAUCUACAGACACCUUUAACUCAGGCCACAUGCUCCAGGACUAGUGAAAAGCAGGCAUAGCCAUGAGGGGAGCUGACAUGAAAGUACUUAACUUCUCCACUGGUGGUGUUUCUUUUUAAUAAAGUUGGGGAAAUUGUCCAAACAGACACCAGAGAUAAGCAGUUGACUCCAGACCCUACAGUUAUCACAUUACAACAAAAACACAGGGCAAAACCAAAUUGAGUAUGCUAAUCUUUUGUUUUUGUGCUUAUUGUUUUUGAAUAAUGUUUUUGUUCUGUUUUUUACGUUUAUGAAUAAGCCCAUACAUAUCUAUAUACAAUUAUAUUGUCUUUUAUGUGUUAUUGUGGUUCAUAUAUGAGUUCUUUAGUUUGUCUUUGAGGAAUUUUCCUGAAGAGAUAUUCAGAGAGAAAGAAGGGUAAAUACAUCUGGCUUGGUCUUCCUUAUCAUCUCCAUACAUUUAGUUUGGGGCUUCUCUGAGCACUUCGGCUCACUGUGGAUGUCGAUGAUAAUCAACCUAUAGGACACUUGUGUUGGCUCCAUCAGCCAUCAACUAGUAUUUUUUUCUGCUUUGUUGUUGCUGCAACACCUAACAUACGCUGUCAGCACAGGAAGAACCUUUGUGCCAAAGUUAGGAAAUUAAAACAAUUUUUUAGCUUAAGUUUAACUUCCGUCAGGGACUAAAGCUACAGUCAGGAAUCAUCAGUCUCAAGCACAGUGUGAGCUUACUGUGAACACAUUCAUUCUGCUCCUCAGUCAUAGCACAUGGCUGACAUGUUUGUACCAGGUUUUAAAGUCAGGUAAUUAAAAAAAAAAUGAAAACAACUUUUUUUAAAGCUAAACGUUGUCAGUUUUUGUUAAUCAAAAGCAAAGAGUUGCUAGCAUGUUUUCAACCCCCUUUUUUCCAGAAACACCAAUGUUUCAUUUGUGUACAGGUCUGGAUUUGGCAACCCUUUACUUUGUAGUCAGUGGCUCUGUUUUUUUUCAUUCGUCAAGUCUUGGCUGAGCAGUAACAUUUGGAUCUGUGUUCUGGCAUUUGCCGUAUAGUAUCCAGAAGAGUUCAGGGUCAACUGCCAAGUCCUGUGGCAACUAAAUAAGCGCAAGUAUUUGCUCUCCUUAGACAGUGCUGCAUAGCUGGUCUGGUGUUAAGACUGAUUUGCUGUUUGUUUUUUUGCCAGACAUGUGCUUUGCACCUUUAUCAAACAUUUAUCCCUCUGCUGUUCAAGGGACAUUGUUCCAAAAGUGUUUUUAUUCAGAGUUAUGUCUCUCAAAUAUGCAGUCCUCUGCAGGGGAGAUGAUGUGCUGAUUUAAUCACUUUUUUUAAGUGAAUAUGCUAGCCACGGCCAUUUAAGUCUGAGGUGCAGCUCCUUAAGGUUUCUUGUUUAUCUGGAGUCAAUCCUGUUCUGAGUUGAGAGGGGUCCAUCUGUCUUUCUGAGAGGAUUGACAACUGUUAUAAACCUGUUAUCUGACCUGACAAAGGUUUUAAGUUUAAUUAUGAUAUUCAUACUUAUCAGUUAAUCAAUUGUAUUUGGUUGUUCCACUUCCUGGUUGCUUGUUAACAUCCAGAAAUCCAGUGAAAGUGUUAAGGCAGAGCUUAGUUUUUCAAAUUCUGACCUAUUUUGUGCUAAAUGAAAAAUUUUGUAAAAUAAUGUGCCUGUCAUCUGAUUAAAAAAAAUCCUUUAAGACCUGGUACAAAACAAUGUUUAUGCACUUUCCCUUUAGAUAAGUUUAGACUGUACAGAUAUGUAGCCCAGUUCUUUUAAAUGAGGUGCAUCAUCUUCCUUUAAGAUUUGAGCCACAACCUGUGAGCAGAUGAUCCUGUUAGUGUGCCAUAGCCGAUUGCAGCAUCGGCAUAAUCAAUAUAAUCAAACGCAGAGCACUCCCCCGUGAUGUCUGUAAAUAGUACAGCUAGCAACACAAGGCACAAGCUCCUCAUGAUGUAGCAUCACAUGCAUUAACACAGUGACUAAAGGCAUAUGCGAGGCGAAAGCAGGAAUUCUUACGGAAUACAUUUUGGAAUCGGACUCAGGGCUUUUCAGUAAGGACCAAACCCUAGCUGCUUUUUUGGGCAUGCUAGAAACAGGCAAUAUUUGUGCGUGUAUUCCUGAUUUUGUGUGGAUUGUCAAACCCAACUGUUUGUAUAUUAAAGACGCCAAGUCUAAAAAACCUCAUGGGUGCCAGUCUUGUCUCCGGAACGGGGAGGAUUGACCACCAUCACCUCCCCUGCACUCAUGCCAGCAUCCAUACAGCAGACCCCCUUCUCCUCUUUAAAGCCAUUAUGUCCUCUUGUCUUCUUGUGUAUAGUUUGAGAAAGAAAAGAGGGUGGUGUAUUCUCACGCAUCUCUUUGUUGUUGCCAAAAUGUUGCAGUGAUCAGUACGCUGCGAAACGGCAGCUGAGAAACAUACAGACGUUUUUCUGUCUUUGAAGCAAUAUGACCAUUCUCUUUGUUAUAGUGAGUCUUGUCAUCUGAAUAAGGGCAGGGCUCCUCAUUUUUGUUGUACUUUGAUGAGUGCAUGUGUGUGUGUCUAAAAUUUUUAUCAUUGUUUUCCAGUUAUGGGGUGGAUGUCCUGAAAACGGUGCUGUCACACUUGUGAUGACCUCCUCAUUUUCUCUGUUGCGCCAUGUUGUUAGUGGUGGUGAUACUGCCAGAACAUUGAGAUUAUGUUGUUGCAUUUUUUUUUUUAACUGACGUGGCCAACAUGUUGCCGACCCUCUGUUUAUGUCAACUCUUGUCAUACAAAGAAAAGCCAUAUAAACAGUAAGAGGCACAAUAAACUACUUUUGUGAGAUAACUGGA